AUGCAUUUGCUCUUUUCUUCAUGUGACGAGAUUCUGCCAUAUGAAGAGCGUGAGCUUAUUCUUAAAUCUUAUAAUGAGCAGCUCCUAAGACAUGGGAUGUUUGUUGAAGCGGCAGAACUUCGACUUUUAUGUGUGCCUGACUAUCCAUCUGUUUAUGAUUACGCCCAACAAGAUACUUUCAUCAAUGUGUAUUGUUUCGAAUGCAAAAAGCCUUACGAGAACCCAAUACGAGAUAACCAACGAUGCCAUCGCUGCAAUACCCCGCAGUCACUGUGCACAAUAUGCAUGAGCCGGGACCCUCCUAUGGAAUGGACUUUACAAUCUUCUGUCUCCUCUACCCCGUCUUCUACCUCAGACAAGUCUUCUCAAGAUGACAAUAACUCCACAGUUGAUAGUAACAUUCACGCCACUUACCGCCCUCACGGGAGCGCGCUCUGGGCCUGGUGCCAAGGUUGCGGCCACGGAGGACACGCAGCCUGCCAGACUACCUGGCUUAACAACAUUUCCAUCAGUGAGGGCGGUUGUGCAACACCAGGCUGUUUCCACGACUGCGGGCCAGGCCCACGACGCGAACAAAAUAUUGCUUCCCAUGCUAAAGAGCGUAAGCACGUAAGGGAUACCUUAUCUGCACGGAAAUUGGGUCGGGGUUUCGCGAAGCGGGAUUCAUGGACUGCUGGCGAAAGCAAAGCUGUGGAACGGGUCCGAGGGAUGCUAGGUAUUGCGACGGCAACUAAUACAACAGCAACGUCUUCUGCUGCCGCGGGUAUAGGACCGCCGGUAGAUUCCCCUAUAGCCGCUGAUGGUGGUGGCACAGGGCCUACUGCGAUGGUGUCCCCGAAGAAAGUUAGGUUGGUCACCCCCAUAUUCUCGCCGAACUUUUUGGCUUCUCGUCUUGCCAAAUGA
This is a messenger RNA of Histoplasma mississippiense, 903 nucleotides long. RefSeq lists its product as hypothetical. The record is from RefSeq and is a predicted model, not a curated record. NCBI's taxonomy places the organism in Eukaryota, Fungi, Ascomycota, Eurotiomycetes, Onygenales, Ajellomycetaceae. The transcript has 2 exons. The coding region runs from base 1 to 903 and encodes 300 amino acids. Gene Ontology annotation, biological process: positive regulation of TOR signaling.